Molecule: messenger RNA, 1014 nt
Organism: Prionailurus viverrinus (fishing cat)
Lineage: Eukaryota; Metazoa; Chordata; Mammalia; Carnivora; Felidae
Product: dynactin-associated protein-like
Exons: 3
Coding region: 176-643 (155 amino acids)
Biological process (GO): activation of protein kinase B activity
Cellular component (GO): plasma membrane; Golgi apparatus
Source: RefSeq, a predicted model, not a curated record
UUGCAUACUUUCGGGUUGAAUUAGGAAAUUCUUUUCAGAAAAUAGCUAUUGUUUUACAUAACCCAGAUUGAAUACAGUUAUUAGUUUAACAUAAAUCCAGGAUUUCCCAAGUUCUCAUCCACAAAGUGAGCAUAGACAUUUUGAGGGUUGUAUUUGAGACCCCAGCAACCUCAGAAUGGAUGGGGAACGACGACAUCAUGUUGUGGAUAUUGAGCAAACCUCAACAGAGCUGUUGCCCAGAAAUCCAUACUGUUUGAAUGAAGGAAGACAGUGUGGUUGUACAUUGCCCAAUGUGACCCUCCAGCCACAGUGGGUUACAGCAAAACCGUGGUCACUCUGGAAAACAUUUCUGGUGUGUCUCUUGGCCUGUCUAAUUGCCACAACCCUUGUUAUUCUGGUCUUAUAUUUUGUCCACUUUGGCAAGCACACCAACAGUACCACUAUCAUCAUUCAUGCAGAUGGAAAGUCGAAUCAUGUCACCUGCAUCCCUGAUUCUAUCCCAUCUCCUACCUCAUCAACCCUACCUGGAUCUUCUACCCCUGCGGCCACCCAAAGCUCCUCUGCCAAGGUGUCUCCAUCCUCCAUGGAGACAACUGAAAUAACAACACUGGACCAUGAAGUUAUCAUUGAAGAGAACUUUUGAGCCCUUAGCUCUCCUCAAGCCAGACCAACACCCUUACCCCAAAGGAGGCAUGUCCAGGUGUUCUCUCUUCCUGCCAAUGGGUUGCAAAGCAUUUGGCUUCAUGAGAGCUUGCUCCUCCCCCUCCACUCAUUUGCUAUAUUCCCAUAUGGUAAUGACUCAGUCUUGGGCCCUCCAGUGUUCAAAUGAUUGGAAAACAUUUUUUUUUUUUCAACUGAGGCUGAUUGAUUCAUUCAGGCUGGGGCCCAGUGUUUUCUUUCCAUCCCUCCCAUACAACCAACUUUAUUCUCCACAAAUAGUGGUUUCAACUGCUGAAGAGGCUGCCAGGAGGAUGCUGCUCUACUUAGAUCUCUGCCUGUUGGUUCUGAAGCCAA